This is a messenger RNA of Pneumocystis murina B123, 2847 nucleotides long. RefSeq lists its product as hypothetical. The record is from RefSeq and is a predicted model, not a curated record. The coding region runs from base 1 to 2847 and encodes 948 amino acids. The transcript has 12 exons. Gene Ontology annotation, molecular function: protein binding. NCBI's taxonomy places the organism in Eukaryota, Fungi, Ascomycota, Pneumocystomycetes, Pneumocystales, Pneumocystaceae.
AUGUAUGAUUAUCAAGUAAAACGAGAUAAACAUAUUGAUGGGAUUCGUAAACAUAAGAGUUAUGGGAAUUUGUCUCAUAAAAUGGUUAUAAAUAAUUGUGGAGAAGGACGUGAAGGAGUAUAUUGUGAAGACGAAAUGUUUUGUAAAAGUAAAACCUUGAAUGAUGAGACGUAUAGUAUGAGAUAUGGAAAGACUCAAAAAGAUUAUGCAAAUUAUGUCCAAGUGGUGUCUGUGCCGAAUAAUGAUAGAUAUUUUGGAGAAACACAAUUAUAUUACAAUAAUUAUCAAAUCAAAGUUCCGGAAUUUGUAGAAAAAAAUGGUCAUCCUGUAAAGAAAUUACAUAGAAAUAAUACGAUUAAUGAUUCUUUGCAAUGGGAUGGAAGAUAUCCAAAUUCUGUUAAUUUUCAGGAUGUAUAUAAUAAAAGGUCAUAUAGUGAAAACAAUAAACGAUUGUGGGGGCUUUCAGAUGCACAUUUACCAUAUUAUCAUAUUAAUCCAAGACAUUUUGGUUCAGCAGAAUAUUUGAAUAGAAGGCCUUCAUAUACAGAACAAAUUACUCUAUGUGGUAGAGAUGUAUCACAUCACCGAUAUCCUUUGGCUGAGCCUAAUGAUAUGCCAUGGGGAAUCCCUAUGAGAAGCCGCAAUGCAAGCAUGCCAAAUAUAGGUUCUCAAUUUAAAUGGCAAAAUAAUUUAUCCUAUAAGUAUGGUCCUCGGAACUCAAUAAAGCCUUUUCAUUAUAAGGAAAAUUCUACAAAUUUUUCUAUUCCCAUGGGCUUUAUGAAAGGAUCUAUACAUGGUAUUAAAUUAUUGAGUCAAGAAACAAAUAAUGAUUCUAUUUCUCUAUUUUGUGAUGAUUCGUUUUCAUCUGAAUAUGAAGAUAAAGGUAUUGAAAGUCCAAGAGUAAUAUUAUCUAGAAGCAUUAAUAAUAUAAAUAAAUUGGCACCUCAUUCUGUUACAGAUAAUUUAUAUAUAUCGAAUGAUAUUGACCUUAUCGAUAUGGAUAAUGAUAAACUUCAAUAUAGGACUGAUAAAAAGUCUGAUGAAAUGUAUAAAAAUUCUAAAAAAGGUGACUUGAUAACUGAUAAUUUGGCAACUGAUUAUCAAAAAAAACAAAAAAAACGUAAAAAUAGUUUUGACGGUUUACAAAAUAAUUGCAACCAUGGAUCUGAUAAGGAAAAUGCUCAAAAACAUAAAGAAAAAUCUAAAAAAUCAUUCUUACGUUCUAAGAGUUUUUUGUCUAAAAAAAAAUCAGGGAAUGAUAAAAGUGCUUUUUCAGAUACUGUAAAUACAAAAAAUUCUAUGUUAUAUGAAGAAAAUAAUGAUAUGAAUUGGCCAUUAGAUACUAUUAAUAAAAAAUCAUUUAAAAAUUUUGAUACUGAAUUAGAGACUUUUCAUACGAAUGAUAUGGAAGUUUCAUCUAAUGCGAAUUGCAAUGAAUUUAAAUUAUUUUUACCUCAAGAAAAGUUAGAAAUUAAUGAUUUAAGCAAUGAUAAAAGUUAUAUGACAUAUGGAAACAAUAAUUCAGAUAAAAGAAAGCCUUUUGAUUUUAUAGAUGAUACUAAAGAAUUAAAACAAGGAACAUUGCCUAUUUUUUCAGAGUAUUCAUUAUCUAGUGAUGCUAAUAUGUUUCAAAGAACUAGGGAAAAAUCUUUAGAUACUUUUCAGGACUCAAGUUAUGAAUCUAAGAUUUCCAGCCAAAUGUUGAAUAAAGAGACUGAUAAAAAAAUGUCGUCUUCUCAUUUAAAACAUUUAAAAAAUAAUGUAUAUUCUGCUGAUGAUCCCCAGACUCGAUUGAAAUAUGCCAAAAAAUUGAUUCAGGUUGCUUCUGAACUUUCUAAUGAUACUUUGAAAGAUAAAAAAUUUAUCAAAAAGAAUAGGGAAAAGUAUCUAUCAGAUGCAUAUUCUAUUGUAAGGGAAUUAGUGAAUUCUGAUCCUCCUUAUCCUGAGGCUAUGUUUUUUCUUGCUAGUUGUUAUGGAGAUGGUACCUUGGGAUUAUCUGUUGAUCAUAAGCAAGCAUAUAUGUUAUACUACUCUGCAUCUAAAUAUAAACAUCCUCAGAGUAUUUAUAGAACUGCUGUAUGUUUAGAAAUUGGGAUGGGGGUUAAGAAGAAUCAAGAAAGGGCAGUACAAUAUUAUCAAAGGGCUGCUUCCCUUGGAAAUGUUACAGCAAUGUACAAAAUUGGUAUAAUAUUGUUAAAUGGGUUACUUAAACAAGUUAAAAAUCCAAGGAAAGCAAUUUUUUGGCUAAAAAAGGCUUCUGAAUUAGCUGAUGAGGAAAAUCCUCAUGCUCUUCAUGAAUUGGCAAUUUUAUAUGAAAAAGAGGAUAAUGGAGGUGUUGUUAUGCGGAAUGAAGAAUAUUCCUUCGAAUUAUAUAUGAGAGCUGCACAAUUGAUGUACCCUCCAUCUCAAGUUCGAUUGGGAUAUGCUUACGAGCAUGGUAUUUUGGGUUGUGAAAUUGAUCCAAAAAAAAGCAUUACAUAUUAUUUAUCUGCUGCAGAAAAAGGAAAUCCAGAUGCUGAAUUAGGUUUAAGUGGAUGGUAUUUGACUGGAGCACCUGGAAUUUUGGAGCAAUCUGACAAAGAAGCGUAUCUUUGGGCUAGAAAGGCGGCGGAAAAAGGUUUAACCAAGGCUGAGUAUGUUAUUGGUUAUUAUCUUGAAAUUGGAAUUGGUGUAAAAAGUAAUCGUGCAGAAGCAAAAAUAUGGUAUAAACGAGCUUCCAGAAAAGGAUUUAUAAGAGCAAUAGACCGACUUUAUGAAUUAAAAAAGUUUGGCUGCAAUUUAAAAAUGCCUGACAAAAUUUAUAAUCAUUGGCAAUUAGCUGAAAUGCUUGAUUGCACUAUACCAUAA